Puma concolor (puma) is the source of this 1825-nucleotide messenger RNA. NCBI's taxonomy places the organism in Eukaryota, Metazoa, Chordata, Mammalia, Carnivora, Felidae. The record is from RefSeq and is a predicted model, not a curated record.
AAAGGUGGCAGUAAUGCUGACGCUUGCGAGCAAACUGAAGCGGGAUGACGGUCUCAAAGGGUCCCGGACGUCAGCCACGGCCUCCGACUCCACUCGGAGGGUGUCUGUGAGAGACAGGCUGCUUGUUAAAGAGGUUGCAGAGCUUGAGGCUAAUUUACCGUGUACGUGUAAAGUGCAUUUUCCUGAUCCAAACAAGCUCCACUGCUUUCAGCUAACUGUAACCCCAGAUGAGGGUUACUACCAGGGUGGAAAAUUUCAGUUUGAAACUGAAGUUCCUGAUGCGUACAACAUGGUGCCUCCCAAAGUGAAAUGCCUGACCAGGAUCUGGCACCCCAACAUCACAGAGACGGGCGACAUAUGUCUAAGUUUACUGAGAGAACAUUCGAUCGACGGCACCGGCUGGGCUCCCACAAGGACGUUAAAGAAGCAGUCAGAACUACCGGCCGGCGUCCGCUCCGUAGUGCGCCUGACUCCCGCCGUCGUUUCUGAUGGGAUACGAAACACGCAGCCGGAGCCCUUGCCCUGGCGCUGGGUUCCAGCCCGCGCGUCCCUCGGCCCGAGGCUCGGUCAUCUGGACCAGGCCCGUUUUCCUUGGUGACCGUGUCCUGCUCUGACACUGACAGUCAUAGCAGCUCAACCUGCAGGGGUCGUGGGCGUCCCGUCAGCGUGCUUGGGACGCUCUGACACUGGCGGGCGCGUUGCGCUGUGCCGUCUUCCUCCCUGUCCCCUCCCCUUGUCUUCCCAUGUCUCAGGAGCGGUGUUUGCCCACACGUGUUAACUUUGGCUCAGUCAUGCACGGCUUCCAGAAGCUGUCCUAACUAAAGCCACUUGUAAGUCCAAGUCUGUGCCAGAUCCACAAAAAAUAAGCAUGGCUGGCAAGCGAGAUGCUGCGUGGGAUGCUGUCCCUUGGGUCACAAGGGUGACCCCGGGCAGGCCCGGGCCACGUGUGUGCAGGGCCCUCUCCCCACCAUCCUUCACACACGAACUCUCUGGGCCCUGCCUGUGGAAAGAGCUGCUGUGGAUGAACUGACCUCAUUCGUUGUACGCCUACUUACUGGUUCACCUCAUAGAGACCAUCCUCACCCCCGUCCCCUGCUCUUAGCAGAGGACGCUGAGGCCCAGAGAGGCGUGCGUGGGCCACAGUGGACCACAGGUGACUGACUGCACUGGCUCUGGGGCCCUGUCUAACGCCGUGCGUGACCACACCUGGAGGGGGCAGCACCAAGUAGGCCCUUUGGGGGAGGGGCCCAGGGAAGGAGUUUGGGGCCCUGUCCCGGAGUCGGAGGCCGGAGGACACCGCGCACUUCCACAGGCCCGACCGCGGAUCCUCCCGAGGUGUGGUCUGAGUAUCGACUGGGGCUGAGAAUCAGCCUGAAAAAAGACAAGGCUGGAGCUGACGGCAAGGAAGACUGAAAGGGAACCUGUGGUUGAGUCACAGAUGGCCAGUCACUCCGGAGCGAACAUAGUGGUUUUCCAUUUUGUUUUAAUGGACAUUUCUGAUCUUUGAACGUUAGGAAACGUUACUAGCCUUCCUUGAUUUUUGAAAUAAUUAGAGCGAAAUUGUUAGGAGGCCCGUGGGACCACGGGUAAUGAGCUUACCUGCAGUCCCCAAGAGGCCACAGAUGCAGAAACAACAAAUUUUAUUGUAAAGAUGACUCUCCAGAAGUCUGGACUACAUGAGAGGGUGGCGAGGACGAGGUGGUGUCGGUGGGUUUCUCCUGAGCAGAUGCACCUGUCUUGGGCUGGGCCUCACCCGAGGGCACUUCACACGGUCCUUGAUUCUGUGCUUCCUGCCCAUACUGCUCACCUCCACGUUCCCAGAGCC